UUCUCUUAUUCUCUUCUAAUCUUCUUCUAGGGUUCUAGGGUUUCUCCCCUCCCCUCCCCCCCUCGUCUUCCGCCAACGAGGCCUGUUCUGCGAAAAUGAGCAACAGCAAAGACAACUUUAACGUUUCCGAUCUCACCUCCGCUUUGAAUGCUGAGGAUAGAGCGGACCUUGUUAAUGCUCUCAAAAAUAAGCUUCAAGAUCUUACUGGGAAGCAUUCAGAUGUGUUGGAGAACUUGUCGCCGGUAGUCAGGAAGCGUGUUGAGGUUCUAAGGGGCCUUCAGAGCGAACAUGAUGAAUUGGAGGCUAAAUUUUUUGAGGAGAGAGCAGCUCUGGAAGCCAAGUAUCAGAAGUUAUAUCAACCACUUUAUGCCAAGAGGUAUACUAUUGUGAAUGGAGUUGAUGAAGCUGAAGGUGCUACAGCUGAAGCAGCUGAGGCUGCAAAAGAGGAUGAAACAACUUCAGAGGAUAAAGGUGUUCCUAGUUUCUGGCUGACUGCAAUGAAGAAUAAUGAAGUUAUUGCCGAGGAGAUUUCUGAACGAGAUGAACCAGCUCUCAAAUUUCUCAAAGAUAUAAAGUGGGCAAGGAUUGAUAAUCCAAAGGGUUUCAAGCUUGAGUUCAUUUUUGACACCAAUCCUUACUUUAAAAAUUCUGUUCUGACCAAAACAUAUCACAUGAUUGAUGAAGAUGAGCCUAUUCUAGAGAAAGCAAUAGGGACGGAGAUCGAAUGGCACCCAGGAAAAUGCUUGACUCAGAAAAUCCUUAAAAAGAAGCCUAAGAAGGGGUCAAAGAAUGCCAAGCCAAUCACUAAAACUGAGCAAUGUGAAAGUUUUUUCAACUUCUUUAGUCCGCCACAAGUCCCUGAGGAUGAUGAAGACAUUGAUGAAGAUGCUGCUGAGGAGCUCCAGAACUUGAUGGAACAAGACUAUGACAUUGGUUCUACCAUUCGAGAUAAAAUCAUCCCACAUGCUGUCUCUUGGUUCACUGGGGAAGCCGCUAGUGAUGAGUUUGCUGAAAUAGAUGAUGAUGAUGAUGAAGAGCUUGAUGAUGAGGAGGAGGAAGAUGAUGAGGACGAGGAGGAAGAUGACGAGGACGAGGAGGAUGAUGAGGAGGAUGAUCAACCCAAGAACAGGAAGAAGAAGAGUGGAAGAGUACCAAUUGGUGACGGUCAGCCGGGUGAGAGACCUCCUGAAUGUAAGCAGCAGUAACGUUGCAUUGAUCACUUUUGGAUUCUGGAGUGGCUGGGGUGUGCAUUGAUGGGUAUUGCCAAACAAGAGGAGUUGUGUCAAUUUUGUGUGUUCUGCUUGGAUCAUCAUAUGCCAUCAUAUGAACAGUGCUAGAAUCCAUUUUCUUAAUUUUCCUAUAUUUUUGUUUUGUAUUCUUUUCUUGGUUCUGGCUUUGGGAUAUCAUGGUGAAAUAGUUAGGGAUGUUCAUGGAAAUUGUUGGAUUCUGAUGCUGAGACAUUUGAGUAUAGCUAUACAGCCAUGUUAGCGUAGUCAUUGCAUCUUACUCCAGGAGUUCCUUUAAGGAAUCCUCCACUGUGAUUUUCCAGUCAUGGGAAUUGUGCUUGUAUUGAGUGAACAUGAGUUAGGUCCUAUACGUAAUUAAGUUCUAUUCAAGCCCCUAUAUUGGGAUUUGCUGAUUUAUGCAA
This is a messenger RNA of Coffea eugenioides, 1648 nucleotides long. RefSeq names its product nucleosome assembly protein 1;2. Gene Ontology annotation, molecular function: chromatin binding; histone binding. Gene Ontology annotation, cellular component: nucleus; chromatin. The transcript has 11 exons. Gene Ontology annotation, biological process: nucleosome assembly. The record is from RefSeq and is a predicted model, not a curated record. NCBI's taxonomy places the organism in Eukaryota, Viridiplantae, Streptophyta, Magnoliopsida, Gentianales, Rubiaceae. Bases 96 to 1205 code for a protein of 369 amino acids.